GCGAGCGGCAGCGGGCACGAGGCAGCUCCGGACGGACCCAUGCCAGCCAAACGAUGACCAGUUGUGGCCAGCAGUCCCUGAACGCGCUCGCCGUCCUCUCGCUGCUGAUUUCGGCAGUCUUGUCCGCGCAUUUCCGGGUCUGUGAGCCGUACACGGACCACAAAGGCCACUACCACUUCGGCUUCCACUGCCCCCGGCUCUCGGACAACAAAACCUUCACCCUCUGCUGUCACCAUAACAACACGGUUUUCAAAUACUGCUGCAACGAGACAGAGUUCCAGGCGGUGAUGCAGGUGAACCUCACGGCCGGCUCCGAGGGCUACAUGCACAACAAUUACACCGCCUUGCUGGGAGUGUGGAUCUACGGCUUCUUCGUGCUGACGCUGCUGGUCCUGGACCUUUUGUAUUACUCGGCAAUGAACUACGACAUUUGCAAGGUUUACCUGACGCGGUGGGGCAUCCACGGACGGUGGAUGACACAGGACCCCCAGCGGUGGGGGAACCCUGUCCGGGGGGCCCGGCCGGGGCAGCUGGCCCCGCAGCCCCAGCCCCCCCCAGGCCCCGCGCCACAGGCCCCCCAGGCCACGCACUCGCUGCAGGGAGACACGCACAGCCCGCCGCUGGUGACCUUCCAGAGUUCGUCUGCCUGAAAACCCUUUUGCCGUGCCUCAGGAUGGGGGAGGUGAGACCUGAAGCGCCCGGCGCAGCCUCCAAGAACAACUUCAACAGAGACACCCGGGAGAGCCGAGGGGCCGUGGUGGUGGCAGAGGAGGAAAUACUGCCUGUGCCCAAGGCCCCUUUCUGCGGACUUCUGAGACUAGGAGCAAACUCAGGGGUGGGGACCCGGAGGUUCAGGGGAGGGGGUUCUGAGCCGCCCGUCCGCAAGCAAUAGUCCCAUUUUGGGCUGGUGGCUUUUGAGAGGUGACGCAUUGUAGACUCAAGAUGACCAACACAAAGCUGCUCUGGCCCACCCAGGCCGGAAGGAUUGAGGCCCAUGCGUCGUAUCUGUGGUUCCCGUGCCUCUGUUCCCUCCAGUAGUGGCUCGUGGGCCUAUGUGCCAGAAUAUUGAAUUUAUGAGAGUGUGUGUGUGUGCGUGUGUGUGUGUGUGCACGUGUGAUUUGGGUGUUC
Molossus molossus (Pallas's mastiff bat) is the source of this 1128-nucleotide messenger RNA. It is a transcript of the gene SHISAL1, whose product is annotated as shisa like 1. The transcript has 5 exons. Bases 54 to 650 code for a protein of 198 amino acids. The record is from RefSeq and is a predicted model, not a curated record. Lineage: Eukaryota; Metazoa; Chordata; Mammalia; Chiroptera; Molossidae.